AGUGUUAAACAGCUGUUAUAGCUUUGAUGACGUUUUGCUUCAAUGCAUUUUUCAAUUUUCGCUUUUACAAACAUCAGUGAGAUAAAUUUUUAACAAAUUUAUAGAAAAUUAAGCAUUUUAAAAAUGAGCGAAAAAGUCUUGGAAGUGGUUGAUGAUGUGGGCGAUACUACUACGCCUACUGGUGCCAAUCGCAUCCAUUUUACAAAAGAUGUUAAGAAUGCAAUCGAUAAGGUGCUGAAAACUGAGGACCCAAUGGACUCACCUGACUUCAAUACGGUCGAUUACAUUAAUCAGCUCUUUCCAAAUGAGCAGUCUUUGGUGACCAUUGAUGAGACCAUACAACGUAUGCAAUGUGAAGUAUCUUUAAUUGAUGAUAAUAUACGCGCGGUUGUGCGUGGACAAACGAAUACUGGACAGGAUGGCCAAAUGGCUCUAACCGAAGCACAAAAAGUCAUAACAACAUUGUAUGCACACAUUAUCGAUGUGAAAACGCGUGCUGAAAAAACAGAGGAAAUGGUCAAAGAGAUUACGCGUGACAUCAAGCAGUUGGAUUGUGCUAAACGAAAUUUAACUUCUGCAAUAACGACACUAAAUCACUUACAUAUGCUUGUGGGUGGUAUUGAAAGUUUAAAUAAGUUAAUCGAAAAGCGUUUGUAUGGCGAGAUACUCAAUCCAUUGCAAGCAAUUACUGAAGUUAAUCAACAUUUCAAACAGUAUUCUGAUAUAGAUGAAAUAAAGAAUUUAUCGCAAAAUGUGGACAAAAUACAAGUAACUUUGGCUAAACAAAUAACAGAAGAUUUUAAAGAUGCAUUCUCGCAUAAAUCGGCUGCAAGUGGUAAUGCUGGCGGCAAGCAGCGUUUGGGUUUGAAUCAAUUGGCAGAUGCUUGUAAAGUGAUUUCAGUUUUGGAUCCAAAAGUGAAAAAGGAACUGCUAAAAUGGUUUAUAGCACAACAACUUGAAGAAUACGUACAACUGUUUCACGAGAACCAAGAUAUCGCCUGGUUGGAUAAAAUCGAUAAACGUUAUGCUUGGCUAAAACGCCAUCUACUUGAUUUCGAGGAUAAAUUUGGUGUUGUUUUCCCACACGACUGGGAAGUAUCUGAACGCAUUACUGUCGAAUUCUGUCGUCUAACACGUGAACAACUAACACAGAUCAUGUCGAAACGCAGCAAUGAAAUCGAUGUGCGUCUAUUGCUAUUUGCCAUCAAUAAAACACAAGCUUUUGAACAGCUGCUCUCCAAACGCUUCACCGGUGUAACUUUGGGCGCUGAAAGACGCUUGUCAACAACAGCGAUGAAAGUGCUACCCGAUAGUGGCGUAGUUGAUCCGAAUGCGCCACCGACCAUCGGCUUAUUUCAAGAUCAAAUUGGCAGUUGCUUUAAGGCACAUCUAGGUAUUUAUAUUAAGAGCAUCGAUCGUAAUCUAGCAGAGCUAAUGGAGAAAUUUGUGGAAAUGGCUAAGGAGCCCUUCAAAGUGGCCGAAUCGAAAACCACUGUGUAUCCAAGUUCUGCUGACUUAUUUGUUUUCUACAAGAAGUGUAUGGUGCAGUGCAAUCAGCUGAGCAAUGAACAGCCCAUGUAUGAAUUAGCGCUCGUAUUUAAAAAAUAUCUACGCGAAUAUGCCAGCAAAGUAUUAGAGUUUAGUACACCGAAAUUACUAACAACAACAGCGUCAAUUGGCAAAAGCAUGUCCUUACUCACACGCGAUAUGCAGAAUCUCUCCACAGCUGCGGGACAAGUUUUCCAUAAUUUUUUAAAAGAGGGCGAUACGCAACGUUUUUCACGCGAAGAUUUGAUACAAAUCUGCUGUGUGCUAACCACAGCUGAGUACUGUUUGGAGACAGUGCAACAAUUGGAGGAUAAACUUAAAGAGAAAAUAGCUACAGCAUUUGCCAACAAGAUAGAUAUGUCAGAGGAGAAGGACGUCUUUCAUCGCAUAAUUUCGAAUUGCAUACAAUUGCUGGUGCAGGACUUGGAGGCGGGCUGUGAAGCGCCACUACAGUCUAUGUCCAAAGUACAGUGGCAGAGCAUUAGUAAUGUUGGCGAUCAGAGCGCCUUCAUUAGCAGCAUUUGUGCGAAUUUCAAGCAGACCAUACCGGUGAUACGCGACAACUUGGCCACAUCACGCAAAUAUUUCACACAAUUCUGUCAUAAGUUUGUCAAAGCUUUCAUACCGAAAUUCAUAAAUGUGCUCUACAAAUGCAAGCUGACACACUCGGAUGGCACCAAUAAUGUUUUGGGUUGCGAGCAACUCUUGCUCGACACACACAGUCUGAAGACCGCAUUGCUCGAUUUGCCUUCAAUUGGUUCGAGCGUAAAUCGUAAGGCGCCCACCAGUUACACCAAAGUAGUGGUGAAGGAUAUGACACGCGCCGAAAUGAUUAUUAAGGUGGUUAUGACACCCGUGCAGCCGCCAGCGCAUUUCACACAACAAGUGUUGAAACUUUUGCCCGACAUUACCAUUGCGGAAUAUCAGAAGAUUCUAGAUAUGAAGGCUGUGAAACGUGUAGACCAGCUGCAAUUGAUUGAUCUGUUCAAACACACGGCCUCACAUGUGGCAGUAGUCGAUGGACUGCCUGAAAUAUCCGCAACAUCUGCUGAGGAUGAAAGCGCCAGCGCGCAGGCGCAGCCAGAUUUGAAUGUUAGCGACAAUACGGAUGCGAGUUCAACGUCAGCGAAAGCCAAUAAUGGCGCUGAAGAAACUGCGGCACAGUCGGCGGCUGCGCCAACUGGCGGCGCCACUUCCACUCCAAAACGUGCAUUUAUUUUCAGUGUCGGCAGUUUUACGGGCAGCGCCGAUAAAAAUGCCGAUGGCGCAUCGAAUAGCGGCAGCGAUCGUGGUCGCAUACGCAAGCUGGAGAGUUUGUUGAAGAAGCGUUUGCCAUAAGUUCCGUCUGCUGUUUAGUUGUAAAAUUUUUGUUUCUCACUUUUGUUUAUUUUUGGUGAGUACUUUACAUUCCAUUUUGUUUUCUUCUCUUAAUUUAUUUAUAAUAUACAUAUGUUUGAUUUAGUAUAUAUAUGUAUAUGUCGUUGCGAAUAAUUAAUAAUAAAUUUAUGGUAGUUUGUCUAUAUGUUUUCAGUA
Zeugodacus cucurbitae (melon fly) is the source of this 3081-nucleotide messenger RNA. It is a transcript of the gene Vps53, whose product is annotated as vacuolar protein sorting-associated protein 53 homolog. Bases 124 to 2886 code for a protein of 920 amino acids. NCBI's taxonomy places the organism in Eukaryota, Metazoa, Arthropoda, Insecta, Diptera, Tephritidae. The record is from RefSeq and is a predicted model, not a curated record. Gene Ontology annotation, biological process: retrograde transport, endosome to Golgi. Gene Ontology annotation, cellular component: GARP complex. The transcript has 7 exons.